UGUGCCUGUGCACGUGGCAACGAGAAACUGAAUCGAUUUGCGGUCGAAUGCCUCGGCGAUUGUGUAUCAAAAUUGAUGCUCACAGAAGCUAAUGGUUUUUGCUACAAUCAGUUGAUUUUUCAACCAUUUCAGGAUAUCCUAUGUGCGGAAAUGUGUUCCGAAGAAUCACAGGAGCAAAUUGUUACAUUACUCGCAACAUUCGUUCACUCAAAUGCGAACAUGAUCGGAUCGGGAUGGCGUCCACUGUUCAGCACUCUGAAGGCACUGCGCAUCGAAAGUCACAAUGAUGCAGAUGCUGACAACGACGAUCAGCUGAAGACCGUUUCUUCGGUACAGGCCACCGUUCUGGAUAUCUUUUCCGCAUAUCUCAAUAUCAGAAAUACCAAUGUUCUGCUGGCCACACUCCUGGACUAUAUCACCUGCGUUCUACAAUAUCUCCAGUCCAUGGAACCUGAGGAUGAUGUGGCCAUCACGUCGACGAACAUAACGGUCGCAUCAACGGCUUUGCAAAAUUUGCUAAAAGUAGAACGAAUGCUUCAUGAUUUGCUAAAUCGCGCCGAUACCGCUGAUCCACAUCUACUGCAAAGGCUAACAAUGCGUGAACGAGAUCAACAGUUUGUCGAGCGACACACCGAUGCUUCGUUUUUGGUGGAACCUUUGUCAACUGUUCUUAUUGAAGAGCCAUUUUUUGAUGUUGUACAGCCGAUUCUUCCAACUGAUUUGGAUCGUUUGUUGGAAGUACCGCAGACAAACUCACCAUGGGAAAAUUAUACAGCGCCAAUGCGAAGUUGUGUUGAGAUUUAUUUGUCGCUGCUUGAGGGCCUCACUGCUGUAACAUUCGUUUGUCCCGUACCGCUACAAUCAAACCUUUUGCGAACAAUUGCCGAUUUGAUUGAAGCUCAGAUCAGCACCGACUAUGGGAUGAAUUUUGGUGCCUAUGGCUUGUCAGUUUUGGUUUUUCCAAUGCUACAGCGAUGGUUGCGAAAAGAAACAGCCGAACAUGAGAAUAAUCUCAAGCAAGCACUUGGCUUAUGUACUGAAAUUGUCAAACAGUACGUGCUUCAUUCCGAAGGUAUACAUUCAAAAACUCUUUUUGCGCACUGCUUUAGUUUACGUAGCUACACAGUUAUUUUUUUGAUCAGGCAUAAUAAACGUCAGAGUUUAGCUGAUAGAUUUACUCAUCACACAGGAUACAUAUAUAAAUGCGAUUCGUUUAGUUUGAAGAAAACACACUACAGGAUUAAUAAACUAAGUUACAGUACUUCUAAAGAACAGACCAUAGGACGAGACUUCUAG
Messenger RNA from Gongylonema pulchrum, 1296 nucleotides. NCBI's taxonomy places the organism in Eukaryota, Metazoa, Nematoda, Chromadorea, Rhabditida, Gongylonematidae. The record is from the annotation of a GenBank genome assembly.